UAUCUGUCUGUUUUGUGAUGUUAAGCUUAGUUUAUUUUUGCGAGAAAAACAAUGAAAACUUCAAUUAACUUAUUCUUUUUGGUAGCUGCUUUAACAUCUGGCAUCCAUUUGGUGUUUGGCAACGAUGAUGCAAGAUUUGGCAAAAAAUAUCUUGACGACAUGCAAGCCAUCGAAGAAAGAAUAAAGGAUAUUAAGCAAUAUCUCGCAAAUGCCGUAUUGGAGACAAAUAACGAUGCAUUUUUAUUAGAUAUUCUGGAGGACAUCGAUUUAUUUUUUCAAUCAACUUUUGAAGAUCUUACAUUGCUGCAUUCUGAGUAUUGUCAAUUUUGUCGACCAUUCGAUCGGAUUUACAAAAAUUAUUUAAAUAUAAUGAAUAGACAAACGCCGGAAGCAAAAAGAAAAUUCAAAAAAACAGUAAACCGGUGGGAAGGACUUAUUGUAACAAAGUUGUUUAUUGGAAUAUACAUUAAACAAGUCUUAGACAGAAUCAACGAACUCGCACAAGAAAAUAGUAUAUUUUAUCAAAUCGUUAAUGAAGUGAAACAAGGGACGAUUGAUCGUAGUUCAAGAGAAGAGGAAUGGUAUCAUAUAAUUAGUGAAUGCAAUAGACUUACCGAUGGCAUUUUAGACCAUUUACAAGAAAGCCAUAACUUUGACGUAAAUGGAUUUAAAGCUCAACUUAAAAGGGACGUUCCAAACUAAAGUCCAUGAACUAGAUAUGGCGACUUAUAUAAAAAAUGUCAUCGUUUUGUUCGCAAAUGUCAGAAAACAAAUAAAAUAAAAGCAAAAUCAAAGAAAUAAUAUUAAAA
Molecule: messenger RNA, 809 nt
Organism: Contarinia nasturtii (swede midge)
Lineage: Eukaryota; Metazoa; Arthropoda; Insecta; Diptera; Cecidomyiidae
Exons: 2
Coding region: 52-702 (216 amino acids)
Source: RefSeq, a predicted model, not a curated record